Messenger RNA from Candidula unifasciata, 2127 nucleotides. The record is from the annotation of a GenBank genome assembly. Lineage: Eukaryota; Metazoa; Mollusca; Gastropoda; Stylommatophora; Geomitridae.
AUGCAGACCCGCAGGAAAAAGUACAGCCUUGUUGAUCGUCCAGGGGGCGUGCCAUCUCCCUUUGGGAUUCACCCAAUCAGCGCUUCGCCGUUUGGAUGCACACCGGGCCCAUUUCUUGGUAUUCAGUUUCCCCAACUUUUCAGUGACAGUGCUGACGAGUCACGUGACAUAGCCGCGGCAGCGGUGACGUCUGCUGCUGGCGUGGCUAGUGGUUUAAUGAGUGACAUUGAUCUAGUCGUCAGUCGCGAUCCUGGGACUUCCAGCACUAACCUCACGACGGAGUCCAUAAAAUCUAGUGAAUAUAUAAAUUAUGAAUAUUGUUAUUCGAAUCUGCUUUCCUCAUGUGAAUUACCAACGGACCGACCGACGGACCGACCGACCAUGAGAUUACUAGUUCUGGAGGAGACUGAACGAAGUCAACUCAUGCACAAACUGGUUACUGCCUUUCAACAGAACGUCCUGCUGUGUUUUGAUCACUACAAACCUGAACUGACUCUGUACUGUCUUAGGAUUGUAACCUCUCUCUCGGCGCGCAAACCUCGACUGAGGUCUCGUAAUCUGACAGUAACUGGUGAACCGGAAACAAAUAUCCACCAAGUUACAGAUCCUUUCGCUGAGCUAGACGUUGAGGAGGCGUUGUCGCGAGAACUUCCUAAUUUUACAGUAUCAAAACUCAGGGAAACAGUGCAGCAACUGCUACGACGAGCUACUUUACGGCAAGAUGGGACCCUAUAUUUCGCUGGAAGCCCCGAAGAAAGUAUGGCCACGAAAAGUGUGCAAUAUUUCAUCUGGUUUUUUGACUUUAUGGACUUCCUGCAUGAGUUGUUCGUUAAUUUUGUUGAGAAGAUCUUCAAUCCGCUGUUCAAAUAUUUUCAGGACUACAACUUUUUAAGUUCCGACGGUCGAACUAACUCAGUAUCCUCUGCUUUUUCGAAACUGAGUCAGUUUUCUGAAAGUGACAACCAAGGGUCAUUGGAUGGAGAUCAUGAAGGCAGCGAAAGCGAAAGUUUGGCAGAGAGCAGGAGAAUGCACGCACAAGCAAAGGCGUCACUGUUGCAGCUAUGCAAGGAGUACAAGGACAUUAAAUCUAUAUAUGACACAACCGCCAUUGACAGGGUUGCUCAAAGGUUAUCGUUUGUCAAAGAACAACUAGAGUACUUACUGGAUGAGGAAGACGAAGUGGAUCCAGAUUUAUACAGCGCUGAGAGCGGGAAGUUGAUUGAGCAUAUGAACAUGGACUUCGGAACAGAAAACCUCAUACGUUUGGUACCGGAUAUCCUGGUGAAGUUGAAGAAAGCAGCCUGGCUGGCAAGAAGAUGGCUGGAACUUGAUGAUCAGAGAACUAAAGAUGUCAGUGCCAAGCUAGAUAAACUGGCAAUCGUGGAGAAACAGCUUGUGAAGCGCCUCGAUGUUCUUCACGACGACAUCACGAAAGGCGAGAAGAAACUGGAAAGAGAAACAAAUGAACUCAAUCGCUUGAUGGAGAAGGAAGGAAGACCGGAUGUGCUAACUUUACAAAGCUACAACAUUGACAGGGAAAUAAAAAGUAUAACAAUAAAACUUGAACAACUGAACAAGGAGAAAGAAACAUUUGCUGAAAGACUUUCUGAAAUUGUGAAAGCCAAAAACCUGAGCGAAUUCCAUAAACUAAAAUUCAAAUUUGAAUCUAACAAAUUACAACGGUUUACAAUGGAAAGAAAACUAGCUACGCUGGCAUUCAAGAAAAACUUACUAGAUGAUGACCUCAACAUAGAGCUGUUUGUAAGACCAAGUGUGAUCCACAGUAGCAAUAAACUACAGGACGAAUGUGAGCGGCUAGAGAAAUACAUUCGCCAACAGAAGGAGGAACUGGUCAGCAUUAAAAGAGCGUUACUGCCAGUACAAGAAGACAAAGCCUCAUUGAUGAACAGACUGAGCAGGCAGCGUGAGUGCCAACCAUCCUGGCAUCAUCCUGUUGGGAGCAGUGCCCAAAACUUCAUACUUAAUCCAGGGCAUGCUGCAUAUAUCAGAAGUUUGCCUAGGAAGCCGAACCAGCAACAGGCGCAACAUACCUCUUUACCAGCUAUUCAACAGGUCUCUCAUGUGACAGUUAGAAAUCAGCGAAAUAUAAGCCCUCCUUCAUGGUAG